Messenger RNA from Pocillopora verrucosa, 7833 nucleotides. Its product is annotated as nucleoprotein TPR. Lineage: Eukaryota; Metazoa; Cnidaria; Anthozoa; Scleractinia; Pocilloporidae. Gene Ontology annotation, cellular component: nuclear pore. Gene Ontology annotation, molecular function: structural constituent of nuclear pore. The record is from RefSeq and is a predicted model, not a curated record. Gene Ontology annotation, biological process: mRNA export from nucleus; regulation of mitotic spindle assembly; protein import into nucleus.
AUGGCGGCCUCUGUAGCAGAGGAGAGUGAGGUUGUGACAACUUUAUCGGUCAUUUUAGGGAUUUCUAGGGAAUUAAUUGCUCAGUUUGCCACUAGACAUGAAGAUGCAACCGUAUUUCUACUCAAAGUCAAGCAGAUGUUUGAUGAAUACUCUUCUAAAGAGGAAAAAAUUCGCUCGGACAUGGCUACCCUUCGACGGGCACGUGUAGACGCAGAGCAACAGUUCAACCAAAUAGAGAAGCAGCUAAUCUCCUGCAAUGCCAAACUGGAGUCAGAGCAAAAACAGCAUGAAAGACUUCAAAAGGAACAUGAAGAAACUGUGGCUUCCCUUGCAGAAAAGCAGAAAAGACUUCAAGAAGUAGAGGGUAUCAAGGAAGAUGCAUCAGCUAAUUAUACACGUGUGUCACGACUCAAUGAACAACUUGAAUCAGAAAAACUAGAGCUCUUGUCAGUUGUAGAGCGGAAAAACCAGGAGAUUGACAGAUUGAAUGAGGAGUGGAAAAGCAUGUCAGAAAAACUGUCUGAAGCCAAUGCUGUCAAGUGUGCAGCUCAGGCCAAACUUGAUCAAAUUCAAAGUCAGGAAACUUCUUUCAAGUUCCGUGAAAAGAGAAUUGAACAAGAAAGGGAUCUUAUUGAACGACAGAAUAAAUGGCUGAAUGAAGAACUCAAGAACAAAACUGAUGAAUUGGUACAAAUUCGGAAAGAAAAGUCAUCCCAAGUAUUGGAACUUCAAACACUGUUGGAUCAGAGAACUGAAGAGCUUUCUCAUCUUAAAGCUUCAUCAGAGACAUUAAAGGAACAGAGUAAUGAGACAAACAGCAAAGUUGUAAGCUACAUGCAGCAGCUACAAGCGGCUCGUGAGCAGUUGAUUAAGCAGGACGACCACUUUAAAACAGAACUAGCUUCACAGUCAAAGCUGGCAGUACUUUAUAAGGAUAGUGCAGAUGAAGCAAAGAAGAAAAGUGAAGAACUUCUAACAGCAUUUGAAGAACUUCAAAAGCUACUAAAAGAAUCUAAUGAAAGUCGACUCGAACUUGAUAGCAGAUUCAAGGAACAGGAGAAUUCCCAUUUGGAGAAAGUUCAAGAACUUGAGGAAAAGAUCAACAAACUAGACAAGGAGCUUGAGAAUGCCAAUGAUUUAUUAGCAGCUGCAAGACAAAGAGGUACAGCACCUUUAACUCCAGUAGAGCUGAGCACACUUUCACCAACUGCUGCAGCAACAAGUUCGUUUAUGAAGUCUGGAAUGACUCUUACCCAGAUUUAUAGUCAAUAUGUGGAAGUCUCUGAUGCAUUGCAGCAAGAAAAAGAUGAGAAUAUCAGACUAAAACAGUACCUGGAUCAGAUACUGAAGGAAAUUGAGGAGAAGGCACCAGUGCUUCAACAACAGAGAAGAGAUUAUGAGCAGGCAUUAAACAGUGUGGAUCAACUGUCAAGGAGACUGGAUUCAGCUCUUGUGGAAAAUGAAGAGUCUAAAGUAAUUGCUGACGAGGCUACCAAAAAGAGUGAACAUCUGAAAAGAGAGAAUGACAGAUUGAGGAAUCUUUCUGCUGACCUAAGUCAACAGGUACAGGUCUUAUUGAAAGAAUGUGAGGAGGCAAGAGGAGGGGUGGUCAGCUCUGAUUUGAGUUUGCCUCCCAUGUCAAGCGCUGAGGUCACCAGCUCAUCACAAGUCAUCUCUGAACACCUUGUUACUUUCAGGAGUAUUGAGGAACUUCAACAGCAAAAUCAGAAACUUCUGGGAGUCAUCAGGGAAUUAAGUGAAGAGAAAGAAAAGAAGGAAGGAGAGGACAUUAUGAAGGGGUUACAGAAUCAAUUGGACAUGUCAUUGAAGGAAGUUGAAGUUCUUAAGGAAUCAAGAGAGAGGCAAAUGAAUAUGGUUGAGGCUGUGAUCAGGCAACGUGACAUGUACCGUGUUCUGUUAGCCAAUAGUGGACAAACUCCAAUCCCUACAGGAGACCUUGACCCAUCUGUUUUGGUAUCUUCUCCAUUACUCAAGACCCCUGAUAAAUCAAGUGCAGAACUAGAGGAAACUAAAGUAGCUUUAAAAGAACUACAGAGACACUUUGAAACUUACAAAAGUGAGAGAACGCAAGCUGAGGAGAAAUCGAAUGAGCUGCGAGAUAAAUUGCAAGCUGAGAAUCUUGAGUUAAAUGGAAGUAAUGCCAGAUUGAAGUCUCAGCUGGAGUUUGCUGAGGAACGUUAUGGAAUGCUAAAGUCAAACUCUGAGGCUUUCAAGAAAGAAGCAUCAGCUGCAUCUGAGAAGUCUCAUAGCUUGCAGACAGCACUCAGCAAGUUGCAAGCCACUCUUGACAGUGUAUCACAGGAACUGACAAACACUAAAGAAAAGUUAAAUAAACUUGAGGUCACUUGUGAAAAUUUGAAAGCAGAGAAAGCCAUGAUGAAGGAGUCAGAAGUUCGUCUAAUGCAGGAAAACAAAAGCUUGUUGGAACAUCAGAAAUCACAAAAUGUUCUGGUCACAAAUCUACAGACUCUUCAGAAUAACUUAGAGAGGUCUGAGUUUGAGGCAAGAACAAGACUCGGUUCUCAAGUUGAGACCUUACAGCGUGAAGUAAAUCUACUGAAGAGGAAGCUGGAAUCUGAAGACAAGCAUCACAAAAGUGUCAUUGAUACCUGGCAGAACCGUGUUCAAGAACUACAAUCACAACUGAAUGCAGAGAUAAAAACUCACCAGCAAGCAAGGGAACAGCUGCUAACUUCAACCAGGGAUGUUGACUCAGUGCAGCUCAGAUGUACUCAAGCUGAAGCCCAACUGCAAGCUGCUGAAAGACGAAUAGCUGACAUUUUAGGAAAAGAUACGAGUUCUCUCCAAGAAGCUGAUGAAGAGAGGAUCAGAAAAGAAGUUGAAGAACAGUACACCAUCAAGAUUCAGGAAUUUGAGUUGAAAUUAAGCACUGCAGAGGUAAAAAUCAAAGGCCUUGAGGAACAAUUGGACCAAGCCAAAAAACAUGUUGAACAAUUUAGAUCCAUGUCAGAAGCCAAUGAAUCAGCCCUUGGUGACUUGAACAAGGCAAGUGAUGAAUUUAAACGAUCUACUGAGGGUAAACUCAAGACAGCAGAGCAAGAAAUUGCCCAGUACAAAUCUCAGAUGGCCACUCUUCAAGCCUCAAACCAAGAUCUCAGUGCAGCAAGAGCCAAAUUAACCAGAGAAACAGAGUCACAAACCAAGAGUUUACGAGACGUGUUGAGUAAGGUUAGGGGGGAGCUGGAUGAAGCUUUAAAGAAGGCGCAGACAUCUACUGCUGCUGAGAUGACGGCCAAAGAGGAACUGAAGGAACAGGCUAUGUUGGCUGCAGAGGCUCAAGAUAAGUAUGAGAGAGAACUUGUCCUCCAUGCUAAUGAUGUUCAAGCUUUGUCCACAGCUAAAGAACAGCUUCAAGAACAGAGUAGUAAAUUUAAAGAAGUAGAGGACCGUGCCCUUGCAGCAGAGCAGAAAUUAGAGGAAUAUGCCAAGUCUUGGGAGGAUCAGAAAAAGGCAAAAGCUUCAGAAGCCAAAAAACUAGAGGCUCGCUGUGCUGACCUUGUGAAUCAGAACUCUAUGCUUCAUGGCCAACUAGAAAAGCUCAGUUCCCAACUUGCUGGUAGUAAACAGAUGGCGUUGAACAUCCCUGUGACACUCCAAGAGGGUGUGGCACUAGAAGGAGGGGAAGAGGCUAACAAAAGUAUUGAAGAACUCUGGGAAAUCAUCAGAUUUGUUCGUCGGGAAAAGGAGAUCUCUGAGACCAAGUGUGAACUAUCUCAGUCUGAAAGUAUUCGCUACCAGCAACGCUGUGAAUACUUAGAGGCACAAGUGGCAGAUCUGCAGAAGAACAUGACUGAGGAAAGAACACAGUCAGAGAUCAACACUCAGACUGCAGCUCAGCAUGCAGAGAUCAUGGAGAAAGUGGAGCGACUGAAUGAAGUUAUUGAGAGCAAUAAAGUACUGACAAAUGAAAAAGAGAGAGCUGAAAAGACAGUAAAAGAGCUUGCAGAAAAGAUCAAGGGACUAGAGGGGGAGAUGAAACCUCUGAAGGAUGGUGUGCAGUCACUUACAUCACAGAAAGAUGCUUUGUUGGCCGAGAAAACAGCUCUUAAAAAUGAGAUUGUGCGCUGGACAGCAAAGAUCAAACAGUUGACAGAACAGUACAAGGAUGUUGAUGUUGAUGAGUAUAAGAGAAUUAAAGAGGAAAAGAAACAGUUUCAGCAACAGAUAUCCAGCCUGAAAGCUGAUAAUCAAAGAAUAAGAACUCAGACAGAAUCCUUGAAAUCUGACUUGUCAAAAACACAAGGAGAGUUAGCAGGAUUAAGGGCAAUGUCACAAAAAUCAACUGAUCAGCUGGGAAGUUUGAAAGAAGAACAUCAGAAAGAACUAUCUAAAAUGCAGCAGGAAGUAGAAUCACUAAAGGCAUCUGUAGAAGCCAAGACAAAAGAAGUCAACGAAAAGAACGCAACCCUGCUGCAGGUGAAACGAAUAGCUCGUCGUUACAAGACCCAAGUUGAUGAGCAAACAAAGGAGAUGGAAGAGCUCAAGAAAAAGACCAAUGAGGCUGGGCAGUCCACAGCUAACGGAACAGCAGAAGCUGCAUCUUCUGGGGUGACAGCUGCAGAAAAUGUUGAUGUUGCUGCACAGGAGAACAAGAUCAAAGAGCUAACAGAACAGGUAAAGAACUUUGAUGAGGAAGUAAAAAAACUUAAAAAGAUAGCUCGUCAUUACAAGACUCAACAUGAGGAACAAACUAAGGAAAUGGAGGAACUGAAAAAGAAAUUUGAAGACUCUGGGCAGGCCACAGCAGAAGGAGUAUCACCAGGUGAUGCAUCUAGUGGUACUGCUGAUCUGGCAUCAGAAGAGAACAAGGUGAAAGAGUUAACAGAACAGUUGAAGACUGCAAUGGAUGAGGUCAAAAAACUGAAAGAGUUGGAUGAGCAGAAUAAGACAUCCCUGAAGGAGAAAGAGGAUAAGAACAGGAAAGUGCUAAUACAAGCCAGAGAAAGGCUGCAGCAGCUUUCAGCUACUAAGGACAGACUGAGUGCAGAAAAUGAAGAAUUUAAGAAGAAACACAAGUCACUGAGUGAUGAGAAGGAGGCAGUAACCCAGCAAUUGACUGAAUUUGAGAUGAGAAUGAAAGUCUUGAACUCACAAUGUGAAGGGAAAGUAACAAGGUUGGAGAAAGAGCUACAAGAUUAUAAAACAGCUAAUGACACAAAGGAGAAGGCAGUUGAAGAAAUGAAGAAACAAAUAGAGGAGUACAGGCAGAAAGAAAAAGUUGAUGUGGAAAAACUUCAACAGAAGCUGCAACAAUAUCAAGCACUGAUACAGAAACAGCAGAUGAAAAUAAAGUCUUUUGCAGUCAAUACAUCAAGUUCCAUUUCAAGACCAUCCUCAGGAGAAGUUACUGGAGCAGAGACUACAACAACUCAAGCAGAAACACCGUCAAGUAUCACUGUUACAUCAGCACCACCAAUAUCUCUAGUGCCACCAACAGCAACAAUAAAACCAACCACCACCCCCACAACAAUUAAACGCUCUGGACCUAAAGCUAGUGUGCGGCCUAUAGCAGUUGCACCAACACAAAGCACACCCACCCCCACUGCAACUGUUUUACCAACAGUCACUUCCACCCCCUCAGAGGCUGUAAGUGUUGCUGGAACCAUAAGGGUGACAGGAACGGCAAUUUCUACAGCAAGCAGUGUGUCAACCUCUGUACCAACCACAGUGUCCGUUCGUCCAAUCACCAGUACUGUAGAAGUGCAGCAGCAACAGCCUUCUCAAGGAGAGUCUGAGGUGUCAUCCACUGAGGUGACAGCCAGUGAACAGCUGCAGCCUACUCCAUCUACAGCUGUGGUAUCAGGAAAGAGACAGAGAGAUGAAUCUCAAGUUACUGACAGAAGUGCAACUGAAGUCGUGGAAGGUACAAGUACAGAAGAUGAACCUCUGCCGAAGAAAAUCAGGACUGUAGAGCUUCAAGUGGAAGAUGAAGUUGGAACAUCACAAGAAGCAUUUGAAGACACAGCUGCAGAUGGCACAGGUGAUGAUCAACUUGAAGAAGAGGAAGAAGGAAAGGAAGAGUUUGAUUUUGAUGGUUAUGAUGGGGAAGAGGGUGAGGAGGAAGAAGACCAGGAGACACAAGAUUCUGGAAGACAAGAGGUGAUUCAAGAACCAGAGGUAGUUUUGAUUGAAAGUGAUGAAGAUGAAGAUGUUGAGGAAGAGAACCUUGAUGAAGGAGAAGAGGAGGAGGAUGAUGAAGAUUAUGUAGAGCAGGACGAGGAUUAUGCUGAGGGAGAGGUGGGUGAGAUGGAGGAAGAUGAUGAAGGUGAAGAUGAAGAAGCAGAGUACAUGGAAGGAGAGGUUGUUGAUGAAGAUGAUGAAGAUAUGGACGAAAAUGGAGAGGAUGAUCCAAAGCAAGAGGUGGUGGAAGUGAUCGAUGAUGAUGAAGAUGACAUGGAUGAAAAUGUUCGGGAAGCAGCAGCAAUUGAAGAAAGGCAGAUGGGAGAAGAGGAUGCUGGAGAGAUAGUAGGAGAAGAAGAUGUUGCUGAAGAAAUACAGGAUCAGAAUGAGAUUGAACAAGCUGAGACUUCUGACACAAAUGUAGAAAGAGAGAUUUCCACAACAGAGCAGCUUACAACAGGAGCUGCUGUUGAUAGUCAGUUAUUGGAAGGCGCACAGAGAUCUGUUACACCAACAACAUCAGUCACAAUUACACAACGUCUCCUGUCUGCUAGGUCCCAUUUGCCACCGUUUUCAUUUCCUCAGGGCCAACCAGCUCCAGGUCCAUUUAACGAAGAAGAAGACUGUAUGGUGCCCAGCACCCCUACACUGUAUGUACCAAAGAGAACUGAUGGUUUUGCUGAGGCUAUAAGCUCUCCACAAAUAAAUCGUUCAUCAUUCUCAUUUGCUGCACCUGGAGAGAGCUCUAUGUCAUCUGUAGGUGUUUUGGAACUUGGCAUGUCAGAAGAAGGGCUCCGUGUAGAUGACACACAAGUGGACCUUAUGGGGGGCUCAGAUGAAGCUUCUCAUGAGAGACCUUCCUUUGUAGUGCCUACAGGCUUACCAGAAGCAGUGGAAGCAAGUACAGCCAGCCAGUCCAACCAACGAAUCCCAAGCACUAGCUCAGACACAAGGCAGCUCUCAUUAGAAAGUUUGGAGAGUGAGACAGAAGCUGGCAGUAUUGCCACUGUCCCUGCCAUCAUGGUCACACCUGUUACGGAGGCAUCGGAGGAAUCAUCUGAGCAGAAUGUUCCUGUUUCUCAAGCUCAUCCUGAGGUUCUUGACACAGAAGUGGUGGAGCUGUUGGAAGAUGUGGAGGCACUGAAAGAAGGAGAGGAAGCUGAAGAACAAGAAGCAGUAGAAAAAGGAAGUGAGUUAGAAAUGAAAGAAUCACAAGAAUUUGCAUCAGAAGACAUUUCCCAGCCAAGUAUUUCAGGAGAACCUUCUAGGACUAGUGCUCAGUCUGCCUCAACAACAGGGGGAUCUGCAGCUAAAGCUAGACAAGAUCUAAGUAGGGGCAGAGGUUCAGUUGUGCAGUUAAGGAGGCCAGCCACAACAUCUACUUGGUCCACUACAAGGGGAGGUACCCAAGCUCAAAGAGGUACUUCAGCAUCAGGAAGAGUUCGUCGUCUAAGAAGGGAUCCUGUGAGAGGUCCUGGUGCUCAUCGUGGUCGUGGGACACAAAUGCCCCGUGGCAGGCAGGGCGGGACUCCAAGAGGAGGAGGACACGCAUAAAAUGACCUUGCUCAUGAUUAAAUUGUGUAACCUAGGAUCCUUUUUAGCUUUUGUACAGAAUAGGUUUUUUGGUUUUGUUAAAGAAUCUUGUAAUAAAGUUAACAUACAGUGUUUAAA